Messenger RNA from Choloepus didactylus (southern two-toed sloth), 1257 nucleotides. It is a transcript of the gene SERPINA9, whose product is annotated as serpin family A member 9. The transcript has 4 exons. NCBI's taxonomy places the organism in Eukaryota, Metazoa, Chordata, Mammalia, Pilosa, Megalonychidae. Gene Ontology annotation, biological process: negative regulation of endopeptidase activity. The coding region runs from base 1 to 1257 and encodes 418 amino acids. Gene Ontology annotation, molecular function: serine-type endopeptidase inhibitor activity. The record is from RefSeq and is a predicted model, not a curated record.
AUGGCAUCGUCUUUGUAUCUAGUUGUCUUAGUUGUUGGCCUCUGUGCUCCAAUUUACUGUGCAUCCCUGCCGAGUACCCCUAACAGAGGAACUAUCUGCCCUUCCCCCACAAAGGCCACCCCCAGCUCCCAGGUUUCCUCCAGCAACACCGACUUCGCCUUCCGCCUGUUCCGGAGGCUGGUUUUGAAGACCCCAGGUCAGAACGUCGUCUUCUCCCCUGUGAGCAUCUCCUCCGCCCUAGCCAUGCUCUCCCUCGGGGCCCGCUCAGCCACCAAGGCGCAGCUCCUCCAGGGCCUGGGGCUCGCCCUCGCGGGGACCCCCGAGUCCGCCGUCCACGGAGCCUUCCAGCAGCUGGUCCACUCCCUGAGCGCCCCCCGCGGGGACCUGGACUUGAAGGUGGGGAGCGCCCUCUUCAUCCGAAAGGAACUGCGGCUGCUGGCCGAGUUCCUGGACAGCGUCCAGAGGCUGUACGCCUCCAGAGUCUUCCCUGCGGAUCUCUCCAGCCCCUCGGCUGCCCGGAAGAGAGUCAGCGCCUACGUGGAGAAGGUGACCAAGGGGAAGGUCGUGGACUUGGUCCGACACCUGGAUCCGCUGACGGCCAUGGUCCUGGUGAACCACAUUUUCUUUAAAGCCAAGUGGGAGAAGCCCUUUGACCCAGCAGAGACAAAUAAAAGCUCUUCAUUCCUGGUGGACAAGAGUGUCACUGUACAGGUCCCCAUGAUGCACCAAAUGGAGCAGCUUGCUUUUGGGCUGGAUUCAGAGCUGAACUGCUCUGUGCUGCAGAUGGACUACAGUGGAAAUGCCCUGGCCUUCUUUAUCCUACCUGGCCAUGGAAAGAUGAGGCAGCUGGAAGAGGCCCUGUCAGCCAGGACACUGAGGAAGUGGAGCUGCUCGCUCCAGAAGAGGUGGGUAGAGGUGUUCAUUCCAAAAUUUUCCAUCUCUGCCUCUUAUGACCUGGAAGCCAUCCUCCCAGAGAUGGGCAUCCAGGAUGCCUUUGACAACAAUGCAGAUUUUUCUGGAAUUACAAAGGCACAAUUCCUGAAGGUUUCCAAAGCCACCCGCAAGGCUGUGCUGGAGGUCGGCGAGCUGGGCUCAGAGGCCGCAGCCGCCACCGAAACCAAGCUUGAGCUCCGGGCGAAGGAGGGCCCUGCUCACACCGUCAUCCGCUUCCAUGAGCCCUUCGUGCUGCUGAUUGUGGACAAAGUCACCCAGAACAUUCUCUUCGUAGGGAAAGUUGCAAACCCCACUAAAUCAUAG